This is a messenger RNA of Onthophagus taurus, 2049 nucleotides long. Its product is annotated as putative MFS-type transporter C09D4.1. Gene Ontology annotation, cellular component: membrane. The record is from RefSeq and is a predicted model, not a curated record. Lineage: Eukaryota; Metazoa; Arthropoda; Insecta; Coleoptera; Scarabaeidae. Gene Ontology annotation, molecular function: heme transmembrane transporter activity; heme binding. Gene Ontology annotation, biological process: heme export; transmembrane transport.
UUUAAACCUAUAAGAGAAAUAAAAUUAAUAAGUAAAAUUAAGUUUUAUCGAAAUUGAUGAGUUGUUUAAAUAAAAAGUGCAAAAUAAUUUGUGCGAAUGAAGUGAAGUUGUUUGUGAUAUCUGUUGCUUUUGGGGUAAUAAAGAAGUAGAAAAAGAGGGGUGGAAAUCAAUAACUAUCAGAGUAACUUGUUUUUUUAAGACUUGAUUAAAACGAAAUGGAUAUCAUUAAACCGACAACUGAAGACAAUUGUAAAACUUACAAAAUCCGUUGGCUAAUUUUAAUCCUUUUCGUUUUAUACUCAGCAUCUAAUUCGUUACAAUGGAUUCAAUACUCGAUCAUUGCAAAUGUUAUUGUUAAAUUUUUCGAUGUAUCAUCGGUUGCGGUUGAUUGGACAUCAAUGAUUUUUAUGAUACUUUAUAUUCCAUUCGUUUUUCCUGCCAGUAUGAUUUUAGAUAAAUUUGGGUUAAGAAAAACUGUGUUAUUGGGUACAAUUGGAACGACGAUAGGAACGUGGAUUAAAGUCGCUUCGAUUCGACCAGAUUUGUUUUGGGUGAGCUUUUUGGGGCAAAGCGUUGUGGCUCUUUCGCAAGUUUGUAUUUUAUCGGUUCCGGCACGAUUAGCAGCUGCUUGGUUUGGACCUACUCAAGUUUCUUCAGCUUGUAGUAUAGGAGUUUUUGGAAAUCAAUUGGGAAUAGCCUUAGGAUUUUUAAUACCACCUUGGGUUGUUUCUGAUGGAACAACUGAUGAAGUUACAUCAGGAUUGUACAAACUAUUCAUAGGAACAGCAAUUUUUUCUUCAGCAAUCACAAUAUGCACCUUUUUACUUUUCAAGGAUACACCCCCUACACCACCUUCGAUGGCCGAAGUGUUAAAGAAAACCGAAAGCGAUACCAGCUUUAAAGCUUCGUUGAUCGCGUUAGGUUCGAACCGAAACUUUAUCCUUUUAAUUUUGGGUUAUGGAAUUAAUGUGGGGAUUUUUUAUGCGAUUUCAACACUUUUAAAUCAAAUUAUUUUAAAUUAUUAUCCGGGAAAUGCAGUUGAUGCUGGUCAAAUUGGAGUUCUUAUCGUUUUAGCCGGAAUGGUUGGAUCUGUUGUUUGUGGAGUUGUGUUGGAUAAAACCAGGAAAUACAAGGAAACAACUUUAGCUGUUUAUAUCUUAUCUUUAAUAGCGAUGGUUCUUUUUACGUUUACUUUAAACUCGGGGAUAAUCAUAGUUUAUGUAACAUCAGCGUUUUUAGGAUUUUUUAUGACGGGACUUUUACCGGUUGGAUUCGAAUUAGCGUCUGAAUUAACAUAUCCAGAACCGGAAGGAACAUCAGCAGGAUUAUUAAACGCUGUGGUUCAAGUUUUCGGGAUCGUUUUAACAUCGGGUUAUUCAAUCAUUUUUAAUAAACUAAACGAUCUUUGGGCGAAUGGAAUUAUGUGCAGCUUUUUAGUAGUUGGUUGUGUUUUAAUAGCUCUUAUUUCAUCCGAUUUACGAAGACAGGCAGCUCAUAACAAAAAAUUUAUUGAUAUACAAACACCACCUUAAAGAGAAAUAAGAAUAUAUUUUAUAUACAAACGACAAUAACACGAAUUUUUAAUGUGAUUUAAGUUUAGAUGCAGAUUAGAAACACCACUCAAAAAGCAUUUAUUAAUAAUAGAAGUUUAAUUUAUAGAUAUGUGAUAAAAAUUAAUACAAAGAAUUUUUUUUGGAAUUUUUUACCUCGAAUCAUGAAUUAUUCAGUUUAAAGAGGUUUGAGGUAAUAGUGGUCAUAACGCAUUACUCACAAAACAUAUUUUUGGGAAAAAUUGUUGAAUGAUCUGUGAUGUGGAAAAGUUGUAAUCGAAGCUAUUUUCCGAGAAAUAUGUUGCACUCGUUGAUCUGCACAUCAAAUAGAUGCUUUAUUUUAGAAAUAAUGAAUCAAAGUAAAAUAAAAUAAUGUAUGACACUUUAAAAAUGUAGAAAAACCAAUAAUUUUAAAUUAUUUAUUAAAUUUUCGAUUUUUUUUGUAAAUGUAUUUUAAGUUCCUGCCUUUUUAGACAAUAAAAAAUCAACUUAAAUUAAU